AGCCCCCGGCCCCGAGCGGCCCCCGACGGGAGAACGAUGCUCCCAUCCCAUGGAUGCUCUGUGCAGCCCCGGAUCCCAGCCCACAGAUGCUUCCUGCAUCCCCGUGUCCUUUCCCGUGGAUGCUCCCCACAUCUGCACAUCCCAUCCCAUGAAUGCCUGCUCCAUCCCCGUAUCCCAUCCCAUGGGCGUUCCCUGUGCCACUGCAUCCCGUCCUGCAGAAGUGCCUUUUACAGGGCAGCCCAGAGCCCGGUGCCCAGCUGGGCUGGCAGCCCACAGCAGCAUUCCCAGAGCGCUGCCAGGGCUGUCCCCCUGGCCAGCUCCUGUCCUUGGAGCCCAUUGACAGUCAGGACACAGCCCUGGCUCACUGUGGGAGCCAGAGCUCAGCCGGGCAGGACAAUGCCUGGCCACCCCAAUGUGGAUGUGCAUGGACUCCAAAAACCCCUGCCCUGCCCAGGGCCACCCAAAGCUGCAGAACAUCCCCCGAGCAUCACCCUUUGAGCAUCACCCUGUGAGCAUCACCCUGGCUCACUGACCCUUGCACCACAGCGUGCCACCCCACUGUGCCACCCACGCCAUGCCCUGGCACUGCUGGCACAGGCAGCUGGUGCUGGGGACACCCACGUGGGGUGCAAACACCACAGCACUGCCUGCCUGGGACAGCAGAGCUGGUGGGGGACAUCACUGGCCCAUGGGAAGGGUUCCUGCCUGGCACUGUCCCAGUGUCCAGCUGGCCGAGGGUGCUGGCCCAGUGCCACAGGGGCUGCCCCUGCCCAGCUGUCGCUGUCUGUGACGCUCUGUGACGGUCCUGCUCGGCUCAGCCCGGCCACCAGCACCCAGUGCUUGCAGCGCCUGCAGUCCCCACGCAUGGACCUGUGCCACGUCCCUGCCACCCGUGAGAAGGGCUGGUACCUGGCACUGAUGGCCCCCAACGUUAAGGGUCCCAACUAUGCCUGGCUGGACCCCUCCCGGCUCUACUGCCACCCGCAAGGCUUGCAGGACUGCGUGGCCGACCUGCUGCAGCCUUUCCAGGGAGAUUCCAUCGACAUGGUGGCCGGCAUCGACGCCAUGGGCUUCAUCCUGGGCGCUGCAGCAGCUGCCACGCUGCAGAAAGGCUUCCUGGCCAUCCGCAAAGCCGGGCACCUCUGUGUGCAGACAGCGGCACAGCCCUACACCGACUACUCGGGCCGGGAGAAGGUGAUGGAGGUCCGCACCGAUGCCAUCUUGCCGGGUCUGCGCAUCCUUCUCGUGGAUCAGUGGGUUGAAACUGGGGGCACCAUGAGAGCGGCCAUCGAGCUGGUGGAGCGGCUGGGCGGGGUCGUGGCAGGUGUCGCUGCCAUCUGCAUGGAGAACAGCGAGGGAGGGAAGUGGAUCCAGGAGCGCUACAAGUGCUCCCACUGUGUCCCCCCCAGCCUGCAGCCACACUUUGACCAGCACAAGUUUGGCUGGGCCUGAUGUGUGACUGGCACCUCGUGUGUCCCCUGCAGCUCCCUGAGGGACACAGGGCUGCUGGCUCUGCAGGAUAGGGAUGCUCCUUGGUGGAAGAAGGAACCCGUACUCAGUGGCAGCCAUCCAUCCUCCUGCUUGCCUAUGAGCCUGGGGACUGCACCCAGGGACAGGGAAACCCACAAGCAGCCCCAUGCCUUUCUUACAAAGCAUAAAAAAGGUUUAAUUAAGACAAAA
Messenger RNA from Cyanistes caeruleus (blue tit), 1680 nucleotides. RefSeq lists its product as uncharacterized. NCBI's taxonomy places the organism in Eukaryota, Metazoa, Chordata, Aves, Passeriformes, Paridae. The record is from RefSeq and is a predicted model, not a curated record. Gene Ontology annotation, molecular function: adenine phosphoribosyltransferase activity.